Messenger RNA from Rubroshorea leprosula, 395 nucleotides. Lineage: Eukaryota; Viridiplantae; Streptophyta; Magnoliopsida; Malvales; Dipterocarpaceae. The record is from the annotation of a GenBank genome assembly.
ACUUUUCUGGAAGAAUCCCAUUAUCAACCCAAAUGCAGACCUUUGAUGCUUCUGCAUUUGUUGGUAAUCCUGAACUCUGUGGGCUUCCUCUAAGACCAACUUGCCUGGAAGAAGGAAAAUCAAAGAGCAAGCCAACAGACUGCGGUGGCAAAGAAAACAAAGAAGACGGAGUAGAAUUCUGGAAAUCGUUUGAACCAGGUAUGGAACUAGGAGCAAUCAUUUGUUUUGUGGGAGUCUGGCUGUGAAGUUAGAUCAUUCUUGGAAACAUCUGUUGUUCAACAACAUGAGAAUCUGCCUCAGCAACUUGAAAGACUGCCUUUAUUUAAUUGUAGCAGCAUUUGUUUUGCUGGUGACAGAGCAUGUCUCCGGAUGGUGAAUAAAAUUGAAGUUUUAAG